This is a messenger RNA of Sphaeramia orbicularis (orbiculate cardinalfish), 1431 nucleotides long. Its product is annotated as acidic mammalian chitinase-like. The transcript is spliced from 11 exons. Gene Ontology annotation, molecular function: hydrolase activity, hydrolyzing O-glycosyl compounds; chitin binding. Bases 1 to 1431 code for a protein of 476 amino acids. Gene Ontology annotation, cellular component: extracellular region. Gene Ontology annotation, biological process: carbohydrate metabolic process. NCBI's taxonomy places the organism in Eukaryota, Metazoa, Chordata, Actinopteri, Kurtiformes, Apogonidae. The record is from RefSeq and is a predicted model, not a curated record.
AUGACCAGACUCACAGUUCUAGCAGGCUUAUGCCUGGUGCUGUGCCAGCUGGGCUCAGCCUACCAAAUGGAGUGUUACUUCACCAACUGGUCCCAGUACAGACCUGGUGAGGGGAAGUACAUGCCCCAGGAUGUGGACCCCUACCUGUGCACCACCCUGAUCUACGCCUUCUCCAUCAUCAACAGCAACAACGAGCUGGUGACCUACGAGUGGAAUGAUGAGGUCCUCUACAAGGCCUUCCAAGCCCUGAAGGACAAGAAUCCUGGUCUGAAGACUCUGCUGGCUGUUGGCGGAUGGAACUUUGGCUCAACACAGUUCUCCAUCAUGGUGUCCUCUCCAGCCAAUCGUCAGCACUUCAUCCAGUCUUCUAUUAAAUUCCUGAGGACUCAUGGCUUUGACGGUCUGGAUCUGGACUGGGAGUAUCCUGGAGCUCGUGGAAGUCCUCCAGAGGACAAGCAGAGGUUCACUCUGCUCUGCAGGGAACUUGUUGAAGCCUACGCUGCUGAGGCCAAGGCCACCGGAAACACUCAGCUCAUGCUGACUGCUGCAGUGUCUGCUGGGAAGGGAACCAUCGAUGGUGGAUAUGAAAUCGCAGAAAUUGCCAAGGAGCUGGACUUCAUCAAUGUGAUGACCUACGACUUCCAUGGAACCUGGGAACAGUUUACAGGACACAACAGCCCUCUGUACCGCGGCUCUCAGGACUUUGGUGACCUCAUCUACUUUAACACUGACUUUGCCAUGAAGUACUGGAGAGACAACGGCACCCCAGUGGAGAAGCUGAGGAUGGGUUUCGCCGCAUACGGUCGCACUUUCCGUUUGACGUCAUCAAACACUGGUGUUGGAGCCCCAGCCAGUGGCCCUGCAGCAGCCGGACCGUUCACACGGGAAGCUGGAUUCUGGUCCUACUAUGAGAUCUGUGGCUUUCUGAAAGGCACUACACUUCAAUGGAUUGAAGACCAGAUGGUUCCCUACGCCACCAAGAACAACGAGUGGGUGGGAUUUGACACCAGGGAGAGCUAUGAGAUCAAGGUUUCCUAUCUGAAGGAGCAGAACUUUGGUGGUGCCUUUGUCUGGGCUCUGGAUCUGGAUGACUUUGCUGGACGAUUCUGUGGACAGGGCCCCCACCCUCUGCUGUCUCACCUCCACAAACUUCUUGGCAUCGGUAAAACUGAAGCGCCUACACGACCUCCUCCCACCACCCGUGACCCCAAUGAGACCACCACCUCCCCACCGUCCACCACCUCCCCACCAACCACCCCCACCACCCAUCCCCCAGGCUCUGGCUUCUGCAAUGGUAAACCUGACGGCAUCUAUGCCAACCCAGAUGACAAGACCAGCUUCUACAUGUGUGCUGGUGGCAUCACCCAUGUGCGACACUGUGGAGCUGGAUCUGUCUUUGAUGACAGCUGCAAAUGCUGCGUCUGGCCUUGA